This is a messenger RNA of Sinocyclocheilus grahami, 1555 nucleotides long. Its product is annotated as forkhead box protein K2-like. Gene Ontology annotation, biological process: regulation of transcription by RNA polymerase II. Gene Ontology annotation, molecular function: RNA polymerase II cis-regulatory region sequence-specific DNA binding; DNA-binding transcription factor activity, RNA polymerase II-specific. The record is from RefSeq and is a predicted model, not a curated record. The coding region runs from base 1 to 1542 and encodes 513 amino acids. NCBI's taxonomy places the organism in Eukaryota, Metazoa, Chordata, Actinopteri, Cypriniformes, Cyprinidae. The transcript is spliced from 9 exons.
AUGGAGCUGUGCACAUUUCGGUUCCCCAGUACGAACAUCAAGAUCACGUUCACUGCGCUGGCGAGCGUCAAGCGUGAGAAGCAGGAACUGGAGUCUCCGGUGAAAGCGGUUCAGCCACAGAUCUCCCCUUUAACCAUUAACAUCCCAGAUAACAUCGCUCACCUCAUGAGCCCCCUGCCCUCGCCCACCGGCACCAUCAGCGCUGCCAACUCGUGUCCAUCCAGUCCGCGUGGUGCGGGAUCGUCCGGUUACAGACUGGGCAGGAUCGUGCCUGACCUGCAGCUCAUGAAUGAUAACUCUCAGUCUGAGAACGACAAAGAGGCAUCAGAAGGAGACAGUCCAAAGGAUGACUCCAAACCCCCGUACUCGUAUGCUCAGUUGAUCGUUCAGGCAGUAACGAUGGCACAGGACAAGCAGCUAACACUAAACGGCAUCUACACACACAUCACCAAGAACUACCCGUACUACAGGACAGCAGAUAAAGGCUGGCAGAACUCGAUUCGUCAUAACCUGUCACUGAAUCGGUACUUCAUCAAAGUCCCACGCUCACAGGAAGAGCCGGGCAAGGGCUCAUUCUGGAGGAUAGACCCGUCAUCUGAGAGCAAACUCGUGGAGCAGGCAUUCAGGAAACGCCGGCCACGGGGCGUCCCGUGCUUCAGGACCCCGCUGGGACCCCUCUCAUCCAGGAGCGCACCGGCGUCGCCCAAUCACUCGGGCGUUCUCUCCGCCCACUCGAGCGGUGUGCAGACCCCCGACAGCCUAUCACGGGAAGGCUCACCUGUUCCCAUGGAGCCAGAGCCUGCCUCUGCCCCGCCCCCUGCUGCUGCUUCCGCUGCUGCCGUCCAACCCAAGCUAGCUGUGAUUCAAGAGGCCCGUUUUAUCCAGAACACCACAGCGUCUCCCAUCACCACACAGCCGGUUCUGAUUGCGGUCCAGCGUCCGUUAACGCAGACGAUCAAACCCGUCACGUACGCUGUGGCCGCCCCCGUCACGUCCUCCACGUCUGCGCAGCCGCUGAUGCAGACGGUGCACGUGGUGCAUCAAAUCCCUGCGGUGGCCGUCAGUACUGUUGGCGGAGCAAGCCUGCACCACGCCAUCAAAACAGAAACGCUGGAGAAUGGAGAGGAGGUCAAAGUGAAGGUAGAGUCAGUUCCUGGCAUCACUCAUGGCUCUAUAGGCUCAGCCAAUAGGAUCAUUCAAAACAGCACUGCAGCCACACCCCUCCAGAUGGUUACCAUAGUGCAACAAGCCCCAUUGGGCCAGCACCAACUGCCAAUCAAAACCAUCACCCAGAAUGGCACUCAUGUAGUGCCCAUCGCCACAGCAAUACAGAGCCAGGCUAACGCAGUGUCGAGUCCUUUACACAUGUUGGCCACUCACGCCUCGGCAUCCGCCUCCCUCCCCACGAAGCGGCAGAAUGGAGAAAAUGGCAGCGAGCCACCGGAGAGCAAACGAUUGAAAAUCGAGGACGAAGAACACGCAGUCACCACCGACCCGAACGGAACCGCUGCGGACACAAACUCCACCAACCAGCACAACUAGUCGCCCAUUAACC